CCCCCGGGGGUGGGGCUGCAGUACUGUCCUCUUGAAAGAGUAUUGACAGAUAGAGGCGAGGGAGAAGUUGUUAUCCCCAUGAUUGCUUUCAUAGAGGGAGGGAUGACACUUCCCAUGCGUAGGAUUACAAGGGAAUACCUGUUCAACCAUAGGUUGACGCCGCAUCAGUGUGCCCCAAACAUGUUCAAGAUACUAGGCUGUGUAGAUGUCCUAGACGAGCGGAUGAAUCUAGGCCUUACCUGGCACGAUGUGGUUUAUCUGUACGAGUGUCACCACAUCGAGAACAGAGGGUAUUAUCUUAAAUCCCGAUCCGAGGUCGUUAGGUUGAUCUCUUGUCUCCUAAUAUCCAAUAAGACCGUGAAGAACGAUUUCCUUAUUGCUUCGGGGGAGUGGUUCGAUGGUAUUCAUUGUCCAACUUGGGCAAGAAUCCCAGGUGCGGCGUCUUUAGGGCCAAUCCUUUUCGGGAAAGGGUUUAGUAUUGGGGGGUUAUUUUUCUCGCUUUCUUUACAAUUGGAAAAUUUCAUGAACUAAUCCCACUUUUCUUGGACGUUUGCAGAUAAAGUUCAUGUCGCUCCUCGGCUGAACCUCGUGAAUGUGCCGGCGUUGAACUACCUUCUAAGGUCGGAAAUUUACGUUACCGAGGACGGACAGUUACGUGCGGCUCAUCUGGUUCUGGGCUAUCAACCUCUAAGCCGCUCUUUCCAAGCUAUCGGUCACGCCAUAAGGGCUGGCAGUCCGAGGUUGGCUAGGAUUGACGUGUCUAAGACCGGGUUCCUAGCUCGACGUGAUCUUCCACCAGUCGUACUACCCGGCGUUCGAGAUCCCUAUCUAGCAGAGCAACUACCUCCACCAGACGAGCCUGGCGUUGCUGUUCCGGUUGAAGGGGAAGCCGAAUCAUCUCGUCUUUCCCUUGAGGAAGAGAUAGACGAGUUUUAUUUCGAGGAGGAGGUUCAGCAAGCCCCCUUGGUUGAGCUUUUUGAUCCUGAAGGAGAGCAGGACCAACACUCCGCAGUUGGUGCUCCCAUAAUCAUAACCUGCUCGGAUGACCCCUCGGACGAAGAGAUAGAACCCAUGGCCAGGAAGGGAAAAACUUUACUGGAGUUGAUGGCCUCCCGAGGGAAAGGUCAAUCAUCAAAAGGUCAGUCAUCAAAAGGACCAACUCAGUCACAGGCCGAGACCCUUCCCCUUGUGGUCUCUCAGAUUCCCUCGAACCUAGGCCUUAAGGUUAAUCCGAACCUGAAGAAGAAAAGGCCGGUUGACACUCCUGAGGAGGGUGAGGUGGUUGCCCAGCCGACCAAGCAGCAAAAGACCACCCGGGCGCCAAGGAGCAGAAGGGGUGACUCCGCGGAAAGCCGGGAUGAGGAGAACCGUGCUGAGGUGCGCGCCACCCCGCGCACAUGGAGCCCCAAGUUGGAGCUAGAUGGGGUUGUCAUUCCCUACAAUGCGUCAAUCCGAGAGUAUAACUGGGGCCGAGCAGGGUACGUAGCUGAUGCCUUGGAGCAACCCCUACUCCUCCCUCGGGAUAUGGAGGCCUACAGGCGGUUCUCUCAGCCCGAGAUUUUCCUAUCCCUCAAAAGGGAUCUCGCGAUGAUUACUCAGCAGGUAUUUGUGGCGGAGGAGCUUUGUCGUGAUAAUCGCAGUCGGGCUGAGGCUGAGACCCAGUCUCGGACGGAGAUGGAGAAAGCCUUGGGGUCCCUUAAGCACAAUCACCUUGAACUCGCGGAGAAGUUCAAGGAGUUGGAGAAACGGCACAAGAGUGCAGAGGCCGGUUUGAAAAGUGCUGAGACCCAUGCGGAGGAUCAGCGCAAAGAGCUGUACUCGACCCAGAUCAACCUUGCCACCGAGAAGCAAGCAGUGCUGGAUCUCAAGGUUGCUCUGCAGAAAGUCGAGGAUGACCUGCGGCGGGUCAAAGAGGAGGCUCAGCUGAUCCGAGAGGCUGCAGAGGCUGAAAAAAGAAUUCCUGCGGAUUCGGCGCUAAGACUGCCCGAGAAUAUCUUCUAUCUUCAGGAGAUCCGAGAGAAUCCUGAUGGUGCCCAAGCGGCUUCGGAGCAGGAGCAGGAUCUGGCGGUGCCUGAUGCCGUCCCUGCGCCUGAUAAAGCGAAGGAUCCUGCCACAGACCCUACCAUCGAGGCUCCUCCUCCUCAGCCAAAGCAGAAAGAAGAUCCUCCUGUUAAGGCUUAG
Messenger RNA from Quercus robur (English oak), 2181 nucleotides. RefSeq lists its product as uncharacterized. NCBI's taxonomy places the organism in Eukaryota, Viridiplantae, Streptophyta, Magnoliopsida, Fagales, Fagaceae. The transcript is spliced from 3 exons. The record is from RefSeq and is a predicted model, not a curated record. The coding region runs from base 1072 to 2181 and encodes 369 amino acids.